Messenger RNA from Frankliniella occidentalis (western flower thrips), 4194 nucleotides. RefSeq lists its product as uncharacterized. The record is from RefSeq and is a predicted model, not a curated record. The transcript is spliced from 6 exons. The coding region runs from base 376 to 3411 and encodes 1011 amino acids. NCBI's taxonomy places the organism in Eukaryota, Metazoa, Arthropoda, Insecta, Thysanoptera, Thripidae.
CUCCUCCGGAGUGGCUCCUCCAGUCAGCGGUCAGUCGGCGCGCGCAGAACACACGCGUGGGAUCAGUGUGCCGUCGGGCCGCGCCACCCGGACCAGGCGAAAUAUAUAUUAGAUCCGGGGGGAAAAACGAAAAGGAACGAAAGGUUUAGGCUGGCGAGGUCCGCUCCUCUCCUGCUUGUCUCCUGCCUCCCUUCCGAGCAUGCAGUGGUGACGUUCAACAAUACCAACAGCACGAGGCGUACUCGCUCGCCCCUCUCGUCCGUGUGUGUACUCCUAUCCGACACCCCCUGCAUGUGCCUGCGACCGCCAGUGGACCACCACCGCCGCCGCCGCCGCCGCCGCCCCUGAGCCGCAGGGGGACGCGAAGGAGCGCCCAUGCAGCUCAAGAGGACGCCCAGCUCAAUGCUGCUGCGGAUGCUGCUCGUGCUGGUGCUGGCGCUGGUGCCGGCGCCGCCGGCGCGCGCCGCGCUCUACCGCUCCACCAGGUCGGACCAGUUCUACUACAACCGCUACGGCGGCGGCUACACGGCGGCCUCCGGCUGGCCCGACGCCGGGGUGGGCGGCGGCGCCCUGGCGCCCAGCUGGGACCGGCCCGCGGGCCCGCCCGGCGCCCUGGGCCCGCCCGGCGCGCCGCCCCCGCCCCCGCCCGGGGACCUGGGCCCGCAGGCCCGGGACGCCGGCUACCGCGGCAACGGCUACGACAACCUCGCGGGCGCCCCCGCACCCGGCGGUUGGGGAGGCCCCCCGGGCGGACCCGCACCGCCACCGAGUGCGGCGCGCGCGGGGACCUGGCGCGGCACGGGCGUCUGGGACUACGGCAACGGCGGCCCGCCCGUGGGCGCGUGGACCGGCUCCGGCACCUGGGACGCGGAGCGCGGCCACUUCGUCGGCGACGUCUGGAAGGGCCCGCCACUGGCCGGUGGUGUGGCCGGGCCCCCGGGCGGCGACUACGGGCAGACGUGGACCAUGGGCUCGGCGGGCGCUGACUGGAGCCGGCCGCCGUCCGGGUACAACAGCCACGGGUCGCCGCUCGGCCACCAGGGCGGCAGCGCCCCACAGUCCGGCGGCUACACGCCGUGGGCGCCCGCACCCCCGCAGGGCGGCCAGGGCAGCCACGGCGGCCCCGGCCAAGGCUACUACUACUACUACGUGGACAACAACAAGCCCAACCCUGCCUACGGGGGCGGCGGCGGCGGCGGUGGAGGCGGAGGUGGCAGCUGGGGCAGCGGUGGCAACUACGCCUCCGGCUGGAACAACUACGGCUCCUCGAGCAACUACGGCUCCUCCUCCGCCCACGGCACGGCCUGGGACCGCUGGGACCAGCAGGGGGGCUCCGGUGGCAGCGGGUACCGCCCGAGCAGCAGUGGCAGCGGCGGGUACCGUCCUAGCGGCGGCAGCUACUCGUCCAGUGGAGGCAGUUACUCGUCGGGGGGUAGCGGCCACCACUCGGGAGGCAGCAGCUACCCGUCUGGAGGGAGCGGAUACCAGUCUGGGGGGAGCGGCUACCAGUCUGGAGGGAGCAGCUACCCGUCCGGGGGGAGCGGCUACCAGUCUGGAGGGAGCAGCUACCAGUCUGGAGGGAGCGGCUACCAGUCUGGAGGGAGCAGCUACCCGUCGAGCGGCAACAAGUACCCAUCAAGUGGAAGCAGCUACCCCUCUAGUGGCACCAGUUACCCGCAAGGAGGAAGCAGUUACCCGUCCAGCGGUAGCAGUUAUCCUUCGGGAGGCAGCAAGUACCCGUCGGGCGGUAGCAGCUACCCGUCCGGGGGAACUUCUUAUCCAUCGAGCGGAAGCAAAUAUCCAUCGGGUAGCAGCAGUUACCCCUCUGGAGGAUCAAGUUACCCCGCUGGAGGAAGUAGUUAUCCCUCUGGAGGAUCAAGUUAUCCCGCUGGAGGAAGCAGUUAUCCCUCUGGAGGAUCAAGUUACCCCGCUGGAGGAAGCAGCUACCCUUCUGGAGGAACCAGUUAUCCCUCUGGAGGUUCCAGCUACCCAUCAGGAGGAAAUAGAUACCCCACAGGAGGCAGCAGCUACCCUUCCGGAGGGAGCAGUCACCCCAGUUACCCAGUAGGCGGCAGCAGUUACCCUGUCGGAGGAGGUAGUUAUCCCGCUGGAGGGACCAGUUAUCCGCCAGGUGGAAGCAGUUAUCCGGCGGGUGGAAGUGGUUAUCCGGCUGGAGGCAGCAGUUACCCCCCAGGAGGGAGCAGUUACCCCUCUGGAGGCAGUAGUUAUCCUCCGGGUGGCAGUUGGUCCUCCAGCUCUUACCGUCCGCCGGGCCCUCCAGGCCCCCCGGGAGGAAGCUAUCCACCCGCCACCGGCAACCCGAGGUACCCUCCCGCCGGCGCUGGCGGGUACCCACCGGCGGGCGCAGGCUACCAACCCCCGUCCGGCGGCGGCUACUACCCGCCGGGCGGUGGCGCGGGCGGCUACCUGUCGGACAGGCGCGUCUACAACUACAACCCCAACGACGGCUACUCGCGGGCGCCCGUGGGCACGGGCCCAUCGCUGCCCCCGGGUCCACCACCGGGGCCUCCGGGGCCUCCGGGACCUCCCGGACCUCCGAACAGGUACCCGGGCGGCGGGCAGGCCACGGCGGGGACGUGGAUACUCGUGGCCGGUUCCGGAGGGUAUUACCCCGACCAGCGGCCGGGAGGAUCGGGAGACUAUCCCAGUCAGCCGGCACCUUACCCUGGACCUCAGCCGUCAGGAGGAUACCCAGGCAGCCCACCCCCGGGGGGUAACUGGUACCCAGGGUCGGAGCCGGGGCGUUACCCCGACAGGCACCCGGGCGGAUACCCGGAGCAGCAGCCUGGCGGUUACCCGGACCGAGGAGGCUACCCUGACCGGGGUGGCUACCCGCAAGGGGGUGGCGACAGGUACCCAAGCGGAGGCGGGGGCGGCGGAUACCGAGUGCAAGGUAACUACCAUGAAACAGGCUACCCUCCGGCCGACGGGCAUGGCUAUGGGAACGGAGGCGGUGGCUACGGCGGCGGAGGCAGCGGCGGCCACCAUGGCGGCGGCCACCAUGGCGGCGGCGGGGGCGGCGGGUACGGCGGCAGCGGGGGUAGCAGCGGAGGUGUCAGCGGGAGCGGCGUCUACUACCUGGACCGCGAGAACCCGCACUACCACCCGCAGACGGGAGGCACAGCUCCAGGUAGCGGCUCCGGCUCCGGCUCCGGCGGGGGCGGCGGCUCCGGGGGCGGCGGCUCCACCACCUCCAGCACUCCGGGGGGCGGAGGAGGAAGCAGCUUCUUCCAGGGCACCACCAAGUCGUACUUGUACGACCGGAACAAGGACGGCACGCCAAGCGCGACGACGACCAACGGCGCCGAGUCCGAGUCCACGCCGGCCGCCGACACCUCGGAGAGCACCGCGGGCACCAAGCCCGAGUCCAGCAGCAGCACGUCCAGUUAGCCAGGGUGGCUCCAGACGUCGGCGUAUCCUAUAAAUAUUCCAUCAUCGAAAUCUUUGGGAACGUAGAAUGCUUUUCUUCAGAGAUAAACACCGAUCCCCAGAAGGGACCCAAAGAACACGACCUUGUGCAAAUGUCAUCAAAUUGAGGUCAAUGACCGAAAAUUGGGCCGUUUUGAGAGUACCUUGAUGGCAAUUUCACAUCAUUUGACAGUCAAUCGCAUGAAAUGUCAUCAAGUUUUCAUCAAAGCAGGCUUCAAAACUUACCACAUCUUGACUUUGACCUCAUUUUGAUGUCAAUCUAACAUUCGUGUGUUUGAAAGCUCUCUGAAAGGAAAAUUUGUGGAGACAGCCUCCAGAAUAAGGUCGAAUCAGACACGCAGCUUCUUUGUCUGGGCUCGAGUUCUCCCCUGUUCGUCGCCUGGCCUGUCUCUGCGUCGGCUAGCGAGUACCUCGGCUAAAAAAAAAAGUCUCUUCGAAGAGCAGAACGGUUUGGCAAAACUCACAAAAAGAAAAUGAUGCUUGUUUGCUGUGUUUGCGCAAAGAGCCUUUGAAAUGGCAACGAAUGUGUGGUGGGUCCUGAUCUCAUAAGUUUAAAAAGUAAUAUUUAUUUAUGCGUGUAGCUUUUGCCAUGUAACUCCUAAUAAAAUUCUUUGAUCAACUUUGACAAGUAGAAUAGACGUACAAGUGCAAUAUUGACAUAAGUCAUGAAAAAUUAUGUUAGAUAAUAAAUAUUCAAUCAUAAGGAUGAAUUAAAAGAAUAAAAAGUUAUUCAUUCAAUGUAAA